Molecule: messenger RNA, 1058 nt
Organism: Lentinula edodes (shiitake mushroom)
Lineage: Eukaryota; Fungi; Basidiomycota; Agaricomycetes; Agaricales; Omphalotaceae
Product: pyrroline-5-carboxylate reductase
Exons: 6
Coding region: 48-989 (313 amino acids)
Biological process (GO): L-proline biosynthetic process
Molecular function (GO): pyrroline-5-carboxylate reductase activity
Source: RefSeq, a predicted model, not a curated record
ACUUUCUUUCACUUCAUCAUCUUGAUUGACUUCAACUUAGACUUGCGAUGGGCUACACACUCUGUGUUCUAGGAUGCGGAACCAUGGGCAUCGCCAUCAUUUCUGGAGUCAUUGACAGUCUGGACGUAUCUCGUAUCCCAUAUAACCUCGAAAAGUGGGAGUCGCAUACACCUGGAACACUGACGCCAACGGGAUCGCCGAGUGAUCAAACAUCACCUUCUCGCUUUCUUGCGUGUGUGCAGCGAGAGGUUAGCGCGGUCAAGCUCAAAGGUGUUUUUGCCUCAAUGGGAGUCUUGGCUCAAAAUAUAGAGAUAUUCGUCUCGCAAAAUGUACAAGCCGCACAGCAAUCCGACGUUGUCAUUUUAUGCUGUAAACCGCAGUUGGCGCAUUCUAUCUUAUCCGAGCCCGGCAUGAAGGAAGCUUUGGACGGAAAGCUGCUCAUCAGCAUACUUGCCGGUGUAACAAUCUCUCAGCUAUCAGACUGGGUCUUUCCAUCUACAAAAGUCAUUCGAGCAAUGCCUAAUACACCUUGCAAGAUCCGCGAAGGCAUGACGGUGGUAUCAACAAUUCCUAGUUCUCCAAGCGAGGAAACCGAUGGCGCUAUCAUCUUAAAAAUAUUUUCCUCUAUUGGCCGUUGUCGAUUUCUGGAUGAAAAACACUUUGAUGCGUGUACAGCACUGUCUGGAUCUGGCCCUGCUUUUGCUUGCAUCUUUCUUGAAGCUAUGGCAGACGGAGGCGUAAUGAUGGGCCUUCCUCGUGCGGAAGCCUUAGAGCUGGCUGCGCAGACUUUACAAGGUGCUGCUCGCAUGGUGCUUCAGGCUGGACAACAUCCUGCGCAAAUAAGAGAUGCGGUUACAACACCCGGGGGAUGCACAAUCGCAGGAUUACUCGCAUUGGAAGAUGGGAAGGUUAGAUCAACGAUAGCUCGUUGUAUCCAAGUUGCGACCGACCGGGCUAGCGAACUGGGACAACCGAACAAGCGGCAGUAGUGAAUCAAGUAUAAUACGUAGUUGUAUCGGUUAUUCACUUAACACAAGGAAAAAGAAACUUCAUAUCGA